Messenger RNA from Dermacentor andersoni, 932 nucleotides. Lineage: Eukaryota; Metazoa; Arthropoda; Arachnida; Ixodida; Ixodidae. The record is from RefSeq and is a predicted model, not a curated record.
CUGACAUCCGCCAAGCGUUGUCGUCCCAGCGCGGCUCUUUCAAUAAAUUGCACGUUUCAUACAUGUAGCUUGCAGCUUGAUCGCUUUCAAUUGCGAAGCUUUGUUUCCGAACCCUCGCAACUGGCCGUGGCUGCUCCUGUUGCCUUAGAGAAUAACUUCCACUCUGAAGAUACAGAAAUUACGAGCCCGGUGCCGAACUCUAACACCUAACCUGCAAUACCAACUAGCACACUUAGCGGUCGUUGUCGUAGGCAGGUUCUGGCGAUACGACAGGCACACUUUUGUAAUAAUCACAGCGACGUUCGAAAUUAAGACACUACGUCGUGUUGGGUGCUCAACUUGCGCGAUAGCUAGCUGAGCUAGGGCGGCAGUAACUGCGCGAAAAAGAAAAGAAAAGAAAAAGAAAUAGCACUGCUGACAGUAUCUCUAUGAUCGUUGCUUGAAUGCUGCAGGCGUGCCAGGUGCCAGAGACGGACCUCAACGUCGAGAAGACAGCCUUCGGCCUUGUAUCCACGGCGCAGUCCCAGCUACUAAAGAAGGAUAGGCUGUUGGCGUUUGACACGCUCAAGCACCUUAUUGACAAGGCCACGAACAUCAUGCAGAAACCCGACGUACGGACCAACUUCACGUGGUUGUUGCUCAACGCUGACCUUACGGACUUAACGAGGCGCUGCCUCCGAGAACCCUUCGAGCGCGUAAAGGGAUUCAGAGACUUUUACUACCGGCGAGCACAGAUGCCGAAGGGUUAGCCACAUACCCUGCUGCUGUGUGGUAAUUGCCCAACGACGUACAGGUGUCGCACUGUUUUGCGAGCCGUGCUGUAACGUGUCUAUGGGCAGGAUUUUUCGUUAGCCCUACUUGACCAGGUAGAAAAAAUCCUAUAUUUUUAUUCAGCGUAUGUUCCUCUAUUCGGUACUGAAUGCGAUAAACAC